Messenger RNA from Mobula hypostoma (lesser devil ray), 5261 nucleotides. RefSeq names its product phospholipase C, gamma 2 (gene plcg2). The record is from RefSeq and is a predicted model, not a curated record. Lineage: Eukaryota; Metazoa; Chordata; Chondrichthyes; Myliobatiformes; Myliobatidae. Gene Ontology annotation, molecular function: protein binding; phosphatidylinositol-4,5-bisphosphate phospholipase C activity. The transcript is spliced from 32 exons. The coding region runs from base 279 to 4142 and encodes 1287 amino acids. Gene Ontology annotation, biological process: positive regulation of epithelial cell migration; phospholipid catabolic process; release of sequestered calcium ion into cytosol.
GCCAACUUCCUCAUGCUGCUAAAUAGCGGAACAUGCAAGAUGAUAGUGGUGCAGUCAUGAAGAACGCUCUGUAUGUGUGCUUAGAGUGACCCGAAAGGUGAUUCCUCGCGCCUUGUCCUCCUGCGAAACUUCCCAGAGAAUGGUAUUGAGCGCAAAUUAAUCUAUAACCUCUGCUGUGCAUUCAAGAGGCGGCAGGGAGACGGACGCCGAACUGGUUUCAUUUCAGUAUCGGAAGGAGUGUGGCUGUAAGACCUGAGCCGGAUAAAGAGAGCAGAACAAUGUCUUGGAAUAGAGACGGGUUGGAAAGCAUGUCGGAGACGGAGAAAAGCCAGUUGAAAAGGAUCUUGGAGUUGGGUGCCGUUAUGACUGUGUUUAGCCUGAAAAAGUCCCAGCCCGAGAGGAGAACCUUGCAGGUGAUAAUGGAAACUCAGCAGCUAUCCUGGAACAGGACGGCGGACAAGAUCGAGGGUGUCCUUGAUUUACAAGAGAUCAAAGAACUUCGCCUUGGGAAAAACUCGAAGGACUUUGAGCAGAUUUCAAAAGAUCAAAGAGACAAGUACAGUGAUGAUGUCUGCUUCACAGUGUACUACGGAUCUGAAUUUGUUCUCAACAAUCUCAGUUUGGCAGCUAAUUCAAAAGAAGAAGCUUCCAAAUGGAUAAAGGGUCUGGAAAUCCUCCACCAAGAAGCUCAAUGUGCGCCAACACCGUUACUAAUCGAAAGCUGGCUGAGGAAACAAUUUUAUUCUGUGGACUACACAAGGAGAAUCAGCAUCACCUUCAAGGAGCUGAAGAUAAUGCUACCUCAAGUGAAUUUCAAAGUACCAAAUGUGAAGUUCCUUAAGGACAAGAUGGGGGACAUGGGAAAUUCUAAAGAUGAUCUUAGCUUUGAACACUUUCACCACUUCUACAAGAACCUAAUGUUUGAAAGCCAGAAGUUGAUUCUUGACAUGUUUAAAGUGGAGGGAUCUGUGUUUAUUCUUGGAAGAACAGAUAAACUCAAUGCUUCAGUUUUGUACCUUCAUGACUUCCAACGCUUCCUGCUCCAUGAACAGAAGGAAUCAUGGGCCAGUGAUGUUAAAAAAGUUCGAGAGCUGAUGACUAGAUGUAUUUAUGACACUUACAGAGAAACAAACGAGCCCUUCUUCUACGUAAAUGAGUUUCUGUCAUAUCUGUUUUCAAAAGAAAAUACCAUCUGGGACACCAAGUAUGAUUCCAUCUGCAUCCAGGAUAUGAAUAACCCAUUGUCACAUUACUGGAUCUCAUCUUCACAUAACACGUACCUCACAGGAGAUCAGCUUCGUAGUGAUUCAUCUACCGAGGCAUAUGCUAGAUGCUUGCGGAUGGGAUGUCGCUGUAUUGAAUUGGAUUGUUGGGAUGGGCCAGACGGCAAACCCAUUAUUUAUCACGGUUGGACACUUACUUCCAAAAUCAAGUUCGACGAUGUUGUCGAUGCCAUCAAAAGUCAUGCCUUUGUUUCGUCAGAGUAUCCAGUCAUCCUUUCGAUCGAAGAGCACUGCACAAUUGAGCAGCAGCGACACAUGGCCACUAAGUUCAAGGACACCUUCGGGUCUAUGCUUAUAACCAAACCCAUUGAAGCAAACGCAGAGCAGUUACCGUCACCCGCCCAGCUUACGAACAAAAUUAUCAUCAAGCACAAAAAAUUGGAUUCCCAGCAAGAGACUUCAUGCUCAACUAUUUACACCAGUUUCAAGGAGCUUGAAAAGAAGUCUGGAUUUCUCUAUAUGCUGGAUCCAAUAGAUCUGAAAUGGUACAAACAUUAUUGCGUAAUCGUAGAUGGCAAGCUGUAUUUUUCAGAUCCAAGUGAUGAUGAUAAUGAAUGCACAAAAGCAUCAUGCCAGAAAAUCGACAGCAUGACUCGUCACUUCAAUGAGAAAUGGUUUCAUGGGAAAAUGGGCAAGGAUGGCAGACAGCGAGCAGAGAAGCUGUUACAGGAGUUCUGUGCAGAAACAUCGGGACGAGACGGAACGUUUUUGGUCCGUGAGAGUGAUACAUUCCCCGGAGACUUCACCUUGUCAUUUUGGAGGAACGGAAGAGUUCAGCACUGUCGCAUUCGCUCUGUCACAGAUGAAGAGGGCAUUAAAUACUUCCUGACGGAUAACUUAACUUUCCAUAAUGUCUAUGACCUAGUGCAAUACUAUCAGAAUACACCUUUACGAUGCAGUGAAUUUGAAUUAUGUUUAACUGAAGCAGUACCUUGCCCAAAUCCUCAUGAAUCUCAGGAAUGGUACUAUAAAAAUCUAAGUCGGGGAGAAGCCGAGGACAUGCUUAUGAGGAUACCCAGAGAUGGGGCCUUUCUGGUUCGAAAGCGAGAUGAGGCAAAUUCCUAUGCUAUUACCUUUAGGGCCGACAGUAAGGUUAAGCACUGCCGCAUUAACUAUGACGAAGGCAAGUACAUACUAGGGACCUCAGCAGAGUUUGACAGCCUUGUGGAACUUAUCAGUUAUCAUAAAAAACAUCCCUUAUAUAGAAAAAUGAAACUCCGUUAUCCAGUCACAGAAAAAAUGCUUGAGCGUUACAGUGUGGUAAAAGACUAUGGCAGUCUCUACGGGAUAAAUUAUGUGGAUCCAAAUGAACUUGCACCUUCAAAGGGUUCAGUGAAAGCUCUGUACGAUUAUCAAGCUCAACAACCAGAUGAACUUUCUUUUCCUAGAGGUGCCAUCAUCUUCAAUGUCAAAAAGCACGACCAAGGAUGGUGGACAGGGGACUAUGGAGAUCAAAUACAAAAAUACUUUCCAGCCAACUAUGUGGAAGAAAUAGCAGCUGAAAUUCAAGAGGAAGUAAACAACCAGCUAACAGAAGAUAAUCCCCUAGGUGUAUUUUGCAGAGGGAUUGUCGAACUUGCUAACUGUUCUGUUGUUAAACAGGUAAAUGGGAUGAAUGAGAUGACUUACGUGUUCACUAUCCAACCAAAAGUACCUGUGGAUGCACCGGCCCUGGAUAUUGCUACUGAAACACUGGAAGAUUUGUUCUCCUGGUACCAUGAAGUGGUACAGUGCUCUCAGAAGAUAUAUGUACAGGAGGAGAAUCGAAAUGAGAUGGAGAGGAAACAACAGAUUGCCAAAGAGUUGUCUGACUUAGUUGUGUACUGCAAACCAGCAAAGUGCAAAGACUUCUUUCCAACUGCGAAGGAUGUCAUUGAUUACAAGGAAAUGAGAUCAUUUGCAGAAAAUAAGGCAGAAGCUAUCCUCAAGCAAAAACCCAAAGAGUUUCGAGAAUACAACCGUAAGCAACUUUCCAGAAUCUAUCCCAAAGGACAACGCAUUGAAUCUUCCAACUACGACCCAAUUUUGCUGUGGCAACAUGGAUCCCAAAUGGCUGCUCUAAAUUUCCAAACACCAGAUAAGUCAAUGCAGCUGAAUCAAGCUUUGUUUUCUAUGAAUGGAAAAACAGGGUAUUUACUACAGCCUGAAUCACUGAGGAGUGACAAUCCCAAUAAACACCGACCAUAUUCCAUUAAAAUAAAAAUUCUUGGUGCCCGCCAUCUACCCAAACCUGGCAGGAGUAUAGUCUGUCCUUUUGUAGAAAUGGAACUGUGUGGGCCUGAGAAUGAGAAUGAGAACAAGAAGUUCAAGACAGUGGUGAUAAAUGAUAAUGGCCUGAAUCCAGUUUGGUCAGGAGCAACUGAAGAGUCAACUAAGGAAUUUGUCAUCCAAGAUCCCUCUUUAGCAUUUCUUCGAUUUGUUGUGUAUGAAGAGGACAUGUUCAGUGAUCCAAACUUCUUGGCUCAUGCUACUUUCCCCAUCAAAGGAAUCAAAACUGGGUACAGGUCUGUUCCUCUUAAGAAUGGUUACAAUGAAGAUAUUGAAUUAGCAGCUCUUUUAGUCCAAUGUGAAGUGAAUCAUUUAGGGGUAGGUGAAGAAGACCUUUACUCUUCACGUCAGCAGUUACGACAGCGGCCGGUUGAAGGGUUAUACGAUACUGCCCCGAUUAGGCAACGGACAUUAGAAGGAUUAUACAGUAGCAGUAUUCCCCGUCAGAGGCAAGCAUGCGAUCCAAUGUUAUAUGAUUCCAAUACACUGCCAGUUCUCAGGAGCGGAGGUCAGAGAGAACAACUGCCAGAAGUUCCAAAGAGGAGAGGCAAAGAUAAAGAGAAGAGACCUCACAACAAAUAUUAUCCAUGAAAGAAGACUGCCUUUGUCAUCAGUGCAUGGUGCCAUCAUAUUGUAAAGCAAAAGUAUUUACUGUUGUAAAUUAAAAGAUUUUGUUUUUAGGAAAUUGGUGGUCAGUAUAUCAAUGGAUUUAAUGAAUUUAUUGCACUAUACCUAAUUAUUGUUUUGAUCAGGUAAUUAAAAUCAUUAAUUUACUGCCUUCCCACUUCAAUGAAGCUCCUUUCAUUUUCCACGUUAGAUGGCCUGUUGAUUCCAAAGUCUUUCAAAGGAAUCUGUCCUACAGAUGUUAAUCAAUUGAAUGGUAUCACGUUAACCUAUAGUGCAGUGAUAUACAAGUAGUCCUUUUCAAUUAAGAACUCUAAUAAAAUUAAGUGAGACAGAAACCAACAUUUCAAAGUUAUUGCUGAUUAGAAUUUAAAUAUUAAAACAAUGAAUAAAGAAUAAAUAUGAAGGAUUGAGAAGCAGAUACUGGAAACCUGAAAUGAAAAUAUAUGGUACUGGAAAUACUCAUGGUCAGUCAGUAACUGUGGAAAGAGAAAUAGAACUGAAACUUAAAGUUGAUAAUCUUGCCAGCACUCAAGUUCUGAUGAAAAGUCUAAGAACUUGAAAUGUUAACUGUGUUUAACUCCAUAGACGCUGUCUGAUCAACUUGUUUAUCCCAUAUUUGAUAUGAUUAGCUUAUGAAGGGUUGAGAUCGUCGUAAUGAAUUAUGUGUUAAAUAGGAAAGUGCACAGAACUGAAUAUGCCUCAUUAUCUGUGUUCCAACUUUAGAUAAUUUUCGGAGUACUGGUCCAAUAUAGAACAGGAUAUCAUAUGGAGUCAGGAUUUGAGCUCAGACAUUGGCUUAUAACUAAAAUGCACUGAAACUGUUAAUGACAUAUCCCAUAUCUUCAAUGCAGAAGAAAACAAAAGACCAAAGGUGCCUUGCUUUACAAGUUAAACAUUUUUCAAAGAGGUAAAAAAAAACUUGGUAAAAGAUCAAGUGAGCAACAUGAUUAUACCCAAUGAAUGUGGAACAGAGACAGAAUUAGCUUGGCCUCGGAUAGUGAGGAAAAAUAGUAGUACGCAAACAACAGGAAUUCUGCAGAUGCUGGAAAUUCAAGCAACAUACAUCAAAGUUGCUGGUGAACG